Messenger RNA from Vavraia culicis subsp. floridensis, 517 nucleotides. RefSeq lists its product as uncharacterized. The annotation marks the transcript as partial. NCBI's taxonomy places the organism in Eukaryota, Fungi, Microsporidia, Pleistophoridae. The transcript has a single exon. The record is from RefSeq and is a predicted model, not a curated record.
AUGUCUAUCAAAAAAUUAGAACUAUUUAAUGUUCAGCAGCGUGCCAUCCCAUGGAUUGUCUUCAUUCUUUCUUUGAUCAGGGCAUCUCAAGGUGGUGCACGAGACUUAGCAAAUGUGGCGAAUGCAUAUGGUGAGAAUAGCAGAGUAGAUGGUGGAAAUGAUUAUGUGUGGAGUACACAUCAUAACACACCAAUAAUGGGUAACAUAGUGCGUAUGAAAGAAUUCAAGAAUAAACAUAACAAUAUGGUAGAAGAUGAAGCAAAAUAUAAUAAGAUAUAUCACGCAUUGUUAUCUUUUGGAGAUGCUUUUAGAGAUUACAACUCUAAUGAAGUAGAACAAAUGCUUGGAAAAUCACAAAAUAACGAAUCACUAAGAUUGUACUUCAUCGGCCUAAGAAAUGAACUGUCGAAACUUUCAAGAACAUUCCGCAAGUCGCAUAUUUUAGUGUUAAAACAAGCAAUUCGAAAAGAAAAGAAACACGAAAUAGCACGAUUUAACACGGAAUGCGAGAAAAUUA